UUCAUGGUAAAAAUGAGGUCGGUAUGUCUUUUUUACAGCCCUACUGGUAAACAAGGACACCCUUUUUGAGUUCGAAGUACAGUUGUGCUAAAAUUAUUUAUUGCCUUCAAAAUAUUUUUUAGAUUAAAAAUUAAAUCAUUGUUUACUCAUUUGAAAACAAAAUAAUUCAUUGAUUGUCUGAGCUUGUAAAUAUAACGUAAGGCAAGGACUUGGAUGGGGCGAGAUGAGUGUUCACAAUGAGAGAAUGAUAGACAUAUAUAGCUACACGCAGAGAGCGGGGUGGAUUGGUUAAAAUGAAUUCAAUUUUAACGCAACUAGUAACUCCAUUUAACCCAAUCCUAGCCCAAAAGGCAAAAUAGCGUAAUGUUCAUGCGUAAUGGCUAUCUCCGCCUAGAAGUAGAUUCAAGUUUAGAAGUAAGUAAUUUACUGCUCUGAUUGCAAAAUUAUCAUAUAUCCUCUGAAUGGAGCUGUGCCGCAUUGUAUAUUCCACUUAUUCAGUAAUUCCCAGCACCCGGCUUAUUAAGACGUAAACAAAAGAGAUUUCCAUAAAUAUGGAUGUAUGUGAUAAAUUGCAAAUGACGUAGUAUGGUUUCUCGUGAAAUAUUUGAUUGGCCACAAGAUAAUAGCGUAAGUAAAUUUUAUAUGCUCGCACACAAAAAAGGGCGUUCCAGAAGUGUGUGUACCAAUAUGGAAGUAACUAAUUUUGUUCGCCUACUUUACAUCAAGUUGUGUAUAGGAACUGGAGCCUAUGGCCAAGGGGUAUAUUCACUUGGCUAACACAAACAGUCCCCGAACUCGUGAUAGAACUGAAAUAAUGAAAAUUGGGAUAAAAUUCGGGCCCAACCGUAACCUGUUACAUACACUACGGGAGCACCCAAAAAAUAGAGUUAAAUAUUGGGGCAUUUGUGGAUAGACUCUUUUGUCGAUUAUUGCUCGUUCCUAUUUGCAAAUCUGUGUCAUUUUUAGGUAUACAACUACGUUUACAAGCAAGCUCGGUUUAUCUUGCUACCUUAUUAAUUCUUUGUUAUUUGCUCAAUCUAUUAGCAGUGGUAUUUAACACCAUCCGUAUAUGUAAUUUUAAAUGGAUUUUGGCUAAAUGAAUAACGCUGAACAAAAUUGCUAGAGUUAUGGAUAAUUCAACAGAUGGCCUGAAACCUUUCAAAAAUGAUAUCCGAGGUCACUCAAUUAAGAAAUUACAAUUUAUGUUCAUACUCUCUGCUGGGGUCGUUUUUGUUUUUAUGUCGACAGGACUGAGAAGCAUAGGAGCAAAUGAAAAACGUGGAAAUGUCAAUACCCGCAACAAUUUGAUUUUUAAAUCUGAAAAUGAGAAGACAGAGAACGAACGAGCACGAGACCAAAUAUUUCUUCAAUAUGCUACAUCAGUAAAAUUCAUGAACGAGUUGGACAGUUAUAAAAAGACGAGUCGCCUACCAGAUGUAAUCGGAAUUGGAGCUGAAAAAUGCGGCACGGGUGCACUAAGAAGCUUGUUAGGGAGUCAUCCAAUGAUACAGGUUUCGGACAAAGAGCCACAUUUCUUUGACAGACUUCGAUACAACAGAGGAAUUGCAUUUUAUAAGACCUUCCUCCCGAAAGUGUCACCUCAUGAACUUUUGUUCGAGAAAACACCGGCUUACUUCAACUGGAAUAGUUCUAUUCCAAAUUUUAUAAAGAAAGACGUCCCAGACGCAAAAAUCAUCUUAGUCCUGUGUGAUCCAACCGCCAGAGUGUUUUCAGACUACGAACAAGAGGUCGCAUUGGGACACGCGUCACGGGCCGCAGGCUUCGACUUUCUUACCGAGUCGCUUUUGGCUCAAUACUCGUAUCAAUUGAAUAAACGCAUGGACAAAGAUGAAGAGCAGAUUGAAUACAUUGCUGCAAUGUUCGAAGACUAUACCACGUCUCAUGUACUGACCACCGGGUUGUAUUACUAUCACUUAUUAAGGUGGUACAAAGUCUAUAACAGAAGUGAAAUUCAUAUUAUUGAUGGUGGAGAACUAAUUAAUAACCCGGGUAAAGUUAUAAAAGAGCUACAAACAUUUCUACGUAUUCCGGAAUUCAUCAUAUCGGAAGAUCUUACAAGGAGCGAUACUGGAUUUUACUGCUUCUCGCAUCCUGUUGUGGUGUCACAUGAUGGAAAGGUCGUGGUCUCUAAAACAAAACCGCACUGUAUGAGCAGGAGCAAAGGCAGAACUAGAAUGGGAAAAUCUGGAAAACCUCGUGACAUUUCAAUAACAAAACUUCGCAGGUUUUAUGCUCCGUAUAAUCAAAAAUUAUACAAAUUAUUAGGAAGAAAAUUCAAUUGGUAGCAACUGAAAAAUAAUUUUUUAAAUGUAACGUAUGGCUAUUACUCCAUGGGGCAAAUUAUUGAAUCAGAGAGAGAGGAAGAUUAUUUAUUUUGUUGUAGAAAUAAGUGUGACUUCAAACUCUAAUAAGAUGAAUCGUGUAUACAAUAAAUGAUUACCUUACUUACGGUUGAACAUGCUGAAUUAUGCAUGUAUUUUGUUAUCUUUUUGUGCGAGUUACACCAUAUUCAUAAUGCUUUUCAUGGAUGGACGGAGCUAAUGUUUUAAUUACUCUGUAUAAAAUAAAUGAUUACCUUAUGGUCAAACAUGCUGAAUUAUGCAUGUAUUUUGUUAUCUUUUUGUGCGAGUUACACCAUAUUCAUAAUGCUUUUCAUGGAUGGACGGAGCUAAUGUUUUAAUUACUCUGUAUAAAAUAAAUGAUUACCUUAUUGUCAAACAUGCUGAAUUGUGCAUGUAUUUUGUUAUCCUUUCGUGCGAGUUACACCAUAUUCAUAAUGCUUUUCAUAGAUGGACGGAGCUAAUGUUUUAAUUAGCAAAAGUCAAAACAUGCGUUAUAAUGAAACGCAUUAAUAUAUUGAAUUAUUACCAUUUUUAUCUUUAAACCUCCAGAUUCACUUCUUAAACAGGGAAACUACAGUUUUACCUCCAAAUAAAUUAUUCAAAUACUGUUGA
This is a messenger RNA of Styela clava, 2975 nucleotides long. Its product is annotated as heparan sulfate glucosamine 3-O-sulfotransferase 1-like. NCBI's taxonomy places the organism in Eukaryota, Metazoa, Chordata, Ascidiacea, Stolidobranchia, Styelidae. Gene Ontology annotation, molecular function: [heparan sulfate]-glucosamine 3-sulfotransferase activity. The record is from RefSeq and is a predicted model, not a curated record.